Molecule: messenger RNA, 681 nt
Organism: Solenopsis invicta (red fire ant)
Lineage: Eukaryota; Metazoa; Arthropoda; Insecta; Hymenoptera; Formicidae
Product: piggyBac transposable element-derived protein 4-like
Source: RefSeq, a predicted model, not a curated record
AAAUCCUUCAUUUUAUGUGAUACCCAUUCUGGGUUUGUGCAAGAUUUUAUUAUUUAUAAUGGAUCACUGACUAUAGUAAACUUUGAAAAUGAAUUUAUCGGAAAAUCAGGCAAUAUAGUCAUGGAAUUAUUAAAACCUUACUUAGGUAAAGGCCACACAUUAUAUGUGGAUAAUUGGUAUACCAGCCCGGCACUUUUCACUCUUUUACAUAAAAGCAACGCAUGUGGAACUGUCCGAAAAAGACGAAAAGGCAUGCCGAUUUUCCAGGAUAAAUUAAAUACUGGUGAAGCGAGUUUCCGUUCUUCUAAGCAUUUACUAGCAAUGAAAUGGUGUGACAAGAGGGAAGUAUAUAUGCUAUCUUCUUGCCACAAUCAUGAAUUUGUUAAUACAAAACUUCAUUACCGAACGCAAGAAAUGAUAAAGAAACCAAAGUGUGUUGUCGACUACAAUCGUUUGAUGGGAAGUGUAGAUAAAACAGAUAUGGUUAUUAGCACCAUACACUCCCAACGCAAAUCCAUGAAGUGGUAUAAAAAAUAUUUCUUCCAUUUAAUCGACAUGUGCGUUUGGAACGCUUUUUGCCUGUACAAAUUAAAAACCAGCAAACAAAUCUCUAUGACAGUGUGGUGCGGGAAUUCCGGGAUCGAUCCGGAUAAGACUCGUCGGUUGGUCAGUUGUCCGUAA